Messenger RNA from Suricata suricatta (meerkat), 1774 nucleotides. Its product is annotated as solute carrier family 22 member 9-like. The record is from RefSeq and is a predicted model, not a curated record. The transcript has 10 exons. Gene Ontology annotation, molecular function: transmembrane transporter activity. Gene Ontology annotation, biological process: transmembrane transport. The coding region runs from base 1 to 1659 and encodes 552 amino acids. Lineage: Eukaryota; Metazoa; Chordata; Mammalia; Carnivora; Herpestidae.
AUGGCCUUUCAGGACCUCCUGGAUCGAGUUGGAGGCCAGGGAAGAUUCCAGAUCCUUCAGGUGGUUUUCUUCUGCAUCGUCAACCUCAUCGUGUACCCUCAUGUGUUACUUGAGAACUUCACCGCAGUCGUCCCUGGUCACCGCUGCUGGGUCCGCAUCCUAGACAACCGCACUGACCCUGCUAACAGCACGGGGGUCCUCAGCCAAGAAGCCCUCCUGAGAAUCUCCAUCCCACUGGACGCAAACCUGAGGCCGGACAAGUGUCAUCGCUUCCCCCGCCUGCAAUGGCAGCUCCUUCACCUGAACGGGACCUUCCCUAACACGAGUGAGGUGGACACAGAGCCCUGUGUGGACGGCUGGGUAUACGACCAGAGCUCCUUCCCCUCCACCAUCGUGACUGAGUGGGACCUGGUGUGUGAAUCUCAGUCACUGAAAUCAAUGACCAAAUUCUUAUUCAUGUUUGGCAUGUUGGUGGGAAGCAUCGUAUUUGGCUAUUUAUCAGACAGGUUGGGGAGGACGUUAAUUCUCAAGUGGUGUUUCCUCCAGCUCGCCAUCACCGACACCUGUGCAGCCUUAGCUCCCACCUUCCUCAUUUAUUGUACACUCCGUUUCCUGGCUGGCUUUGCCACCAAGACCAUCCUGAUAAACAGCAUAAUGCUUAUUGUAGAAUGGACAGUGCCCAAAUUCCAACUCAUGGGAAUGGCAGUGGCCACAUGUGGUGCAUGCGUGGGACAGAUGAUCCAGGGAGGACUGGCUUUUGCCAUUCAAGACUGGCAUACCCUUCAGCUGGUGUUUUCUGUACCAUUAUUUGUCAUUUUUCUUUUCUCAAGGUGGCUGGUGGAGUCUGCUCGGUGUCUGAUUAUCACCAACAAACCCGAGAAGGGCUUAAAGGCACUUAGAAAAGUUGCCCUCCUGAAUGGAAAGAAGAAUGUCGGGGACACCCUAACCAUGGAGGUUUUGAGAUCCAGCAUGCGGGAGGAGCUGGAGGCAGCCCAGGAAAAAACCUCUCUCCGUGAUUUGUCCCGGACACCUACCCUGCGCAGAAGGAUCUGUUUUAUGUCUUUUGUGAGGUUUGCGAUCUACAUGUCUUUUUACGGCCUGAUUCUCCACCUCCAGCACUUUGGAAGCAAUGUUUACCUGUUCCAGGUUCUCUUCGGUCUCAUCACCUUCCCAGCCAAUUAUAUUGGAGUUUUGGCACUGAGUCAUAUGGGUCGUCGAAUAAGCCAGACGAUUUUCUUGUCCUUCCUUGGAAUCUCCAUUCUGACCAUCACAUUUCUGCCUGAAGAAAUGCAGACCCUGCGUCUUGCUUUGUCAACUCUGGGAGUCGGAGUUUGCACGGCAGCUCUGAUGUGCAAUUCAAUCCAUGGAAACGAACUAAUCCCUACCGUAAUCAGGGCAACAGCUGUAGGAAUCCUGGGAAUCGCUGCUAAUCUCGGGGCAGCCCUGGCUCCCGUCUUGAUAAUCCUAACCGUGUCUUCUCCCCACCUGCCCUGGAUCGUGUAUGGAGUCUUCUCCAUCCUCGCUGGCCUUGUUGUCCAACUCCUUCCUGAAACCAGGAAUCAGCCUCUGCCUGACUCCAUCCAGGACCUGGAAAAGGAGAGAAACGGCUCAAGGAAAGUAAAGCAGGAAGAUACUUUCAUGAAAGUGACAAAGUUUUAAUGAAGUCCAGGAACUAACUGCUACUCAAAGCGCAUAUAGAAGAAGGAAAACCAGGACCGUUCCCAGAAAUUGGGAAAGUUUGUAAAAUAAAAUAAAAAGAUGUGAUGGAAUAGCA